AUGUCCCAAUUAUGACUUUUUUCUGCCCAAACUGGGAAUAUCAGACAAAUGAUGAUAAUGAAUGAAAAUAUGAGCCACCUAGACAUAAAUUGCUCCACAGAAAUAGACCAAACAGCAUUAAUGCUGGCAUCUGCUAGAGGGUUUUUAGAAAUUGUUAAAUUUCUUACAUAAAUAAAAUGGCAUUCGGUUCGAGAGAAAUUAUCUUUGCUAAUUUUCUCUCCCUCAUGGAAUUUUAUUUAUGGGGUUGGGUUUUUCUUUCGAGAACUUCUGCGCAGCAACAGCCGUUUAACUCUGGAGAUAACCAGAGGAACGACUCCUCAGCGCACUCAAGACCUCGGAGGUUUUACCCCUCAGCACAUCCCCACAGGAGGAUGACCCUUAGGCGGAACACGUGCAGGAGCUGAAUUGAGACAAGGCAACGGCAACGCGCCGGGUGAGACGUGCGGCGAAGACUGGUGCCGAAGCAGUUGAUAGAAGGCUUGGGCCUGGCUGACCCAGGUUAAUCCAAGAUGGCUCGGUGACGUCACUAGUUUAGCUAUAAGCCCUUUUUAGGGCUGCGGCACUAGACACCUUAAACACCAGAUAAGUAAGUAAGUAAAAUUUCUUACUCCCCCGCUCCGUGAGUGAACAAAACCAUUAGAAAAAUCCUUAUUUUUUGCCCAAAAACCCACCCUCCGUGAGUGAACAAAAAUUUUCUUAAUAGAAAAAUUUUUUAUGGAAAAAAAUUUCUGAUAUAUAAGUGAUAAUUAGUAUAAUGAAAUCUCGAGCUAAAUCUGUUUUAAUUUUAAACAAAUUGCGUUUUAAAGCAUAAAUUAUACAAAUUAAAUUAAUAUUUGCUUCCCAAUUUUGAUAGAAGUGAGAUUUUUUUAAAUUUCGAGAAAAAAAAAAUUAUAAAAAAAAUUAUAAAAAAUUUUUAUAUAAAUUUUUUUAAAAAAAAAAAUUAACCACCCUCCGUGAAUGAACAAAAUUUUUUUGUUCACUCACGGAGGGGCGGAGUUAUAGAAAUUAAAGCAGACAUCCAUCAUGAAGAUAGAUAUAGAGAAAAUGCGCUAAGUUUGGCUGUGUGAAAUAGCCAUAGAGAUAUAGCAGUUUUACUUUACAAAUUAGGCAGUAGAAUUCACGAGGAUAUUUGAGAACAAAUGGGGGAAAAAGAAACAAAAUUGUAUGAAGAAAUUCCUCGAUUAAUCCAGUGGGAAAAAUUGAGAAAAUUUUUAAUAUUUUCAUUAUCCACAAGAAAUAGCUUUAAACUAAUUUAA
This is a messenger RNA of Blepharisma stoltei, 1256 nucleotides long. Lineage: Eukaryota; Ciliophora; Heterotrichea; Heterotrichida; Blepharismidae. The record is from the annotation of a GenBank genome assembly.